Molecule: messenger RNA, 525 nt
Organism: Cordyceps militaris CM01
Lineage: Eukaryota; Fungi; Ascomycota; Sordariomycetes; Hypocreales; Cordycipitaceae
Exons: 1
Coding region: 1-525 (174 amino acids)
Source: RefSeq, a predicted model, not a curated record
AUGCCUGAAAAGUUCAACUCGAAGCAUUUAUCCUACGCCUCGCAGCCGCCGCCCUUUCUCGCGGCGCUGCAGGCGCAGGCCGCCGGCCACGGCGGUCCGGACCCCAUCGCCGCCGGCCGCCGCCGGCCCGGCAAGAAGCGCUCCGACAGCGAGGAGGCCGAGGACGUGCCGCUCGUGGUGGACGAGCGCGGCAACGUGGUCGCGCUAGCGGUGGACAAGGACGGCGGCGUGGUAGCGGCGGAGCAGCAGCAUGAUGAUGUGCCGGAGAACGAGAAUGGCAAGGAUAAGAAGGAUAUCGAGGAUAGGGACAGGAAGGAGGCGGAGGUAAACGGCAACAUGUCGAUUGGCGGGCGGAAACGCAAGGCGGGUAGGGUGGUGGGCGGCGAGGAGGACGAGGAACAGGAUGGGAUGGGUGGUGUGGUGGAGGGAAGGAGUGAGAAGGGCGACAAGAAGCACAAAAUGGGGCCGAAGAAGCUGAAAAAGAAGAAGGCAAAGGUGAUCAAGCUCAGCUUUGACGAGGAUUGA